Messenger RNA from Xenopus tropicalis (tropical clawed frog), 3911 nucleotides. It is a transcript of the gene mettl22, whose product is annotated as methyltransferase 22, Kin17 lysine. The transcript has 11 exons. Bases 346 to 1479 code for a protein of 377 amino acids. Lineage: Eukaryota; Metazoa; Chordata; Amphibia; Anura; Pipidae. Gene Ontology annotation, molecular function: protein methyltransferase activity. The record is from RefSeq and is a predicted model, not a curated record.
GAUUCUUUCUGUGAGAUCAGUGAGAACGAAUAAGCAGGAAAGCCUGAAAAAAGAAAGCUACAGUGAACGGAGCUCAAAUUCCCCUCCCUCUCUUUGGCAACAAUGAAUAAGGGAGCAAUUUGAUUAUUAAAACAGAGAGGGAAAUGUUGCGCACAGAAAUGACGUAACUUGAGGCUGAAAGGGACGAUGGGCAGGCCUAAAGGAACGAUGCAAUGACAAGUGCUAUAGAAUAGACACACCUACUUUCAGUUUGUGAAAAUGCCUGGUUUGGAAAACAAUUAGAAAGGAGUGAUAACUUUGGUUGCCCUCACUGCUGCUAGCAGCAAAAACAUUGCUGCAGAAGAAAUGGAGGAAGUCACUUUCACCAGAGACACUAUCUUGUCAGAGGUUCAUUUACACAAACGGCAAAAAAAGCAUUUUAUGGUCAGACUGAAUGCUACAGGCCAGCCAGUUUUCCAAUCAGUGUUUAAAAUUAUUUCUAUGAAUAGCACACUAGAGUCAGUAAGUAAAGAAUCUGAUAAUAAGAAAAGAGAAGACACAGAAAAGGAGUAUAGUUCUUCUCCUGAAGACAUACAGCAAAAUGAUUCUGAGAAUGUAGAAAACCUAGUUGAUGAAGAUGGAGAUCUUGAAGUUACUAGAAGGCCUCAGUCUUUUUCUGAAAAAAAUGAGCAGAACUAUGCUCGGAAUAUUGUAUGUCCCACCAUACUUACUAUUGGAAAUGAGGAAGAAUAUAAUUGUGAAGAAAAUAUUUACAGCAGUCCUAACAUUGUGAAAAUUGAGCACACUAUGGCAACACCAUUAGAAGAUGUUGGUAAGCAGGUCUGGCGAGGUGCUUUCCUUCUUGCCGAUUACAUUCUCUGGCAGCCAGAUCCCUUCAGAGACUGUACUGUGCUUGAACUGGGAGCAGGCACUGGUUUCACAAGUAUUAUCAUGGCUAUGAUCGCCAAGACAGUAUACUGCACAGAUGUCGGUGAAGACUUGUUGGAGAUGUGCAAGAGAAAUGUGAGCUUGAAUAAAUAUCUUACUGAAUCAGUAGGAAGUAAAGUGAUAGUAAAGCAAUUGGAUUGGUUUAAGGACAAUUUUUCUGAAGAUUUAGAAUCUCCAUACAGUUGGACAGAGAAUGAUAUAGCUGACCUUUAUGAUCAUAUGACCGUCAUCAUUGCUGCUGAUGUUAUUUAUGAUGAUGACAUAACAGAUGCACUGUUCAAGACACUUUAUCGAAUUUCGCACAGUUCAAGAAAUCCAUGCACUAUAUAUAUAUCAACAGAAAAAAGGUUUAAUUUUACAAUAAGACACAUGGACAUUACAUGUGAUGCCUACAAUCAUUUCCGACGCUGUUUAGAAAAAUUUGAAAAUAUCAGUGAUGGUAAACUAAAAUGGACUGCAAAAAAGAUCAAGCCUACAUUUCCUCAGUCUUUUAAUUAUGAAAGAAUAGAGCACUUGGAACUGUGGGAAAUUACUGCAGUAUCACUCACUUGAAUGAAAAUGAAAUAUAGUCUAAAAAUUAAAAACCUACAGUAUUAAAAGGUGGACAGUGAUUGCCAAACAAAGGAAAUCUGGCUAAACUCUGUCAUAUUGCACUAAGCUAGAGUUAAAACCUGAUUUGUUAAGUAACAGACUCAGUAUCACAGAGCAACUGACCCAGUAUCGCAAAACACAAAAAAGCUUUAUACUUUUGAUACUGAACUAAAAACAGAAUGCACAACUUUAUCCUUUUAGUUGCAGUGCAUCUAGAGACCUGUGGACCCCAGUGCUGGGCUCUCCCCUGCCUGUCCUAUUGUAUGUAUGUCACCAGCAAUGACUUUCAUAAUCAUAAUUUCAAAAUCAAACAAACUCUAUGAACCCAUAUCCAUCAAUUUAUGUUAAAGUAUUUGUUUUAUUCAGAUGACUACUCAAAUUGUGCCACAGAUUUUCAGCUGGAUUGUGAGUGGCUUUUAACUGGACGAUUGCAGGACAUUUAUCUUUUUUUGUCCUUCAGAUAGUGUUACUUUGGCCUUGUGUUUGGGCUAAUUGUUCUGCUGGAAGAUUAUAUUUCUGAAGAUUCAGUUUUAGGAGUCUUAAAUAGAUUCUGUUACAAAAUGUCUGUCUUGUCUUGCACCAUCCAGUCUUCUAUUCUAACUAGAUGCCUGGACAGAAUGUUGUUGCCACCAGACCCACCACCAUACUACAUGGUCCAACUCAAGACCAACUUAAAAACUUUGCAUAACAUUCUUCUUUUACAUAGUUACUUAAUUUAACACCUACAGGCCAAUGUCAAAGCAUACUGAAAUUUACCAUAAAGUAUGUGACCUAUCUGCAAUGUGGAAAAUAUUUUGCAGUAAGAAGAGGUCAAGACAGGAGCUUAUUGCCAAAGUUCAAAGCAGUAUGUGUGGUGCAAAACUACCACUACAAUCACAAAAAAGAACACAUACCUACAGUAAAGUAUAAGCAUAGUGGCUAGGUGGUGGGCUAGGUGAAAAAUACCCUUGGUUGAGAGUCCUAUUGUGGUCUGGUCAUUGGUCCAGGAGACCAAAUCUUCAGAUCAGCCAGAUUUAACCCAGCAUAUGUAAAUUAGGAAUGAUUACUGCUGAUUGGUUUGUGCUGAUGAAGAAAGUUAACCUCCAUAACACUUUACAGAGUUGGAGAAGAGAUGAAGUAGGAUUAUCUGUCAUACACAAAUAUAUUUUUGGCUCUGAAUCAAUAUUUGUCCUGCUCUUGUUUUACUUGUGCCAUUAUUGAUCCUGGUAGUGAUCGUGGAUUAGAAAUGAAGGGAUCAAUAAUAAAUGGCAGGUAUCAGGCUUUGUCAAAAUUAUCUCUCUCCAGUCUGUCCUAAAGAUAUUGAAGCAUUCAGUAGGAUCAUUUUCACAGAAACUGUAUUAAAACUACCCAUCCAUGCAGCUCAAAUCCAAUUCUCAGCAGUGUUUUUUUAUGCAAGAGAGGUCUUCUGGUAAUUUUUUUAUUCUUCUUAUUAAUAAAAAUCUGUUUUAAGUGCUGUUCUACUACCCAAUAUAAUAAUGUAUUUUCUGUUCUGUUAAAUACCUGAUCCCUGGGCCAUCUGAAGCAUCUGGUUUAUUCUGUAUACAUUCACACCCCCUGCUGGCAGCCUUGCUAACACAUUUUGUUUCCAUACACAGCAGGCAAUAAAUACCUAUGUGCAACAAUGGGAAGGGAAACCAAAUGUUUUGGCUUCCUGCUUUGUAUAAUGCCAGCACUGCCAAUGUUACAUUUUAGUUUCCCUGUGUGAAUGAAAUUCAGAAAGUUCUAACUUUCUAGUUACCAGCUGGCAGGAUGAUAGAAACACAUUUGUUUUUUGUUGUUUUUUGUUUGUUUGUUUUUUUUACCAGCAGCUGUGCUUAGAUGUUUAACCCCUGUUUUUUUCAAGAAAGUUGGAAAGUGUAGUAUGUCCUUACUAGAAGAUCUGCAGGCUUAUAAACAAGGGGGAACUGAUGGCUCAAGGAUACAGAACAAUGUAAAAGCAAUUUAAGUAAGCAAAAAAUAAUACAGGUUAAAAACAUAGACUUUAAACUAUAUGCAUCUGGUUUAAUGUUUGCAGUGAGAGCGCACCUUGAUUUAGAAAGGUAUGUAGUGUGAUGGUUGUAUUUUGCUUUUCAUUUUGUUCUUAUUUAUUCUUGUGUAAUCUUAUACUGUGUCCAGAAACAACAUUUAUAGAUUAAAUUAUUGGAGGUGCUAUUAUUGUUGUGCAAAGCUAAACAACAUUGUUAUUAUAUUGGUACACUGAUAAUCACCUAAAGAGCAAUAAAUGUGUAUCUCAACAUUGCUGAAAAAAUAUUGCUAUAUAAUCGUGACUUGAAUUUCAUGCAAACUUAAACUAUACAUUUAAAAGUGUAUUUUGCUGUUUUUACUUCUGUUAAAAUGUUUGCAGUGAAGGAUCUUUGGUUUUGAUGGUUUUUAAUAAAUGCAGUUGACUAUUA